AUGCACUGGGCCACGGGUGACGUGACGCUUCCAGAUUCGCCUAUCGAAUAUCCGGAAGCUGAACGUAAUAAUUUUUCCAGGCUGACGGUCGCCUCACCGCCUGUCCGCCGCCGUGUGAAAGACGGAACUGCUCUCUGUUUCAGUUUUCACUUGUGUUCUUGUGAAAAGAUGGAGGUAAAAGCAAAAAUCUACGAGGAAAACGACGAAGAGGAUGUGAAAUGGUUGAAGCAUUACUGUUCGAUGCACCAGAUAUUGCUCGUUGGCGAAGGAGAUUUCUCCUUCUCUCUCUCCCUCGCCAAUGCUUUUGGGUCUGCUAUCAACAUAGUCGCCACUUCGCACGACGCCUAUGAUAUUUUGUUGAAAAAGUAUAGUAAAGCUCAAUCCAAUGUGGAGGAACUUAAGAAGAUGGGAGCAUCAAUUGUUCAUGGCGUUGAUGCAACAAAAAUGAAAUUCCAUGCUGGUUUAAGGACUAGAAGAUUUGAUAGGAUAGUAUUUAAUUUCCCCCACGCUGGCUUCAAGGGUAAAGAAGAUCAUCCGCAGCUGAUCAAAUUGCACAGGCAGCUUGUGCGGGGUUUUUUCAGAAACGCAGGCCACAUGCUCCGGCCUUAUGGCGAAGUUCAUGUCAGUCACAAGACCGCCGCACCAUUUUCUCACUGGAACCUCGAAGAACUUGCCGCCGAGAACUCACUUGUUCUUGUUGAAUCUGCCAAUUUCUGUAUUGAAGAUUAUCCUGGCUACAAUAACAAGAGAGGAGAUGGAUCCAGGAGCGAUAUACCUUUCCCUCUAGGAAAGUGCUCCACCUUCAAGUUCAUAAUUGGACACAUCCACAAAACAAAGAAUCCUUUAACAAAGAUUGAUUUACUGCCUUCACAGCCUUCUAUAAUCCCUGUAGCGGACAAUCGCAUUGUAUAUGGAAACAUACCUAUCGAUCAUCUCCAUCGACCAGUCAACUAUGAGAGGAUACCCAGAAGCAUUAAUGGUUUGGCACAUAGAGAUACUACUAAUCUAUGGCCAUUUUCUAGCUUUAACAGUUUAGGCUUGAGGAUUCAGGGCACUAAUGAUUUUGAAUUUAGAGAGAAGGCUCCAUUACCACUGUGUAGGGUUAACAAUUUCAGCUUGGGUAUGGUUGAACUACAGUUAUCAACUUUUCCUGGAGUUUCCCUACGAAGUAGCUUUCCUCUAAUUAGUAGCUACAAUACAGAUCUAUUAGAAGCACAAAGAAGGAUUUCAUUAGGCCAUAAUUAUUUGAGGCAUUAUGAAGAGCUUCAUAGCAGGGGAGUUUCAAUUCUGGAAUGCAGGAGAAUGUUCCAGCGGCAACCCGGGUGGGGGUGGGAUGAAGAAACUCGCCGGAGAGAGCUGUUUCUUUGUCAUGGAAUAUGAGUCAGAUGCUGUUGUUGCAAUGGUGGAUACCUUGCAAAGCUGACUGGUAUUUUGAUUCUCCUAAUUUCCCCUGGUAAUCUGGAGUUGUUUUGUGGCAUAGUUAACUUUUUUUUGGACUCUUAAUAUCUGGUGCAGAUAUGCUGGGUUAUAAUAGGAUGCUUAGCCUGAGGAAAGUGUAGUA
Molecule: messenger RNA, 1561 nt
Organism: Dendrobium catenatum
Lineage: Eukaryota; Viridiplantae; Streptophyta; Magnoliopsida; Asparagales; Orchidaceae
Exons: 4
Coding region: 1-1380 (459 amino acids)
Biological process (GO): rRNA base methylation
Cellular component (GO): cytoplasm
Molecular function (GO): rRNA (uridine-N3-)-methyltransferase activity
Source: RefSeq, a predicted model, not a curated record